UUGGUGUAGUAGUACAUGUACGCUUUAAGGUGUGUAUGUAUGCAACAUUUGUGUCCUAAACAGUGUUCCGUACAGGCCAAUCACAAUGACGUCUAUACUGAAAGUGUGCAGAAUCUUUAAGACCCCCGUGCGGUUUUACCACUGGACUUCUGUCAUGCUGAAUGAUUUCAGUCGAUUUCCAGUUCCCGACGUUCAAACCCUUCCCGAUGACAUCAAAACAGUCAUGGAAACUACCAAAGAGAAAAGUGGGUUUUUCCCGAACGUGUUCAGUGCUAUGUCGUAUCGCCCUGACGAGGCACGAGCUUUUAUUCAGUAUUAUGAUGCUGUCAUGGCAGUAGACAGAGGGAAUUUGACGAAAGCAGACAAAGAAAUGAUCAUAUUAGCCACGUCUUCGGAAAAUAAUUGUCUGUACUGCAUCAUCGCUCAUGGAGCUCUUCACCGGAUAUUCUCCAAGAAUCCACAUCUAGCUGAUCAAAUCGCUGCGAAUUGGAAAACUGCAGAUCUUGAUGAUAGACAACGCGCCAUAUUGGAUGUCGCCAUGGAUUUGUGUCGUUGUCAGCCUUUAUCAGAAGAUAAGAUAGAAAACCUUAGAAAGCACGGACUAGAUAAAGACGAUUUGUGGGAUAUUGGUGCUGUGACAGCUCUGUUUGCGCUGUCAAACAGAAUGGCAUAUCUAAUGAAUUUGAAACCAAAUGAAGAAUUUUACUUAAUGGGAAGGAUCCCUAAACAGAAGUAAAAUGACACACAGAAGAAUAUGUCCAUGAGCAUCCAGUAUUAUAUAUCCAAGAUAUAUUUGAAGUCUGAUCUUGAAUGAUGUUUUUGACAAGUAAUUGUAAUAAGAUGAACCUAUGUAAUUUUGUAUUACAUCAUAAUAACAGUGUAAUAUAAUUUCAUAUUAAAAUUGUUACUUUU
Messenger RNA from Ostrea edulis (European flat oyster), 912 nucleotides. RefSeq lists its product as uncharacterized. Lineage: Eukaryota; Metazoa; Mollusca; Bivalvia; Ostreida; Ostreidae. The coding region runs from base 86 to 736 and encodes 216 amino acids. The transcript is spliced from 5 exons. The record is from RefSeq and is a predicted model, not a curated record. Gene Ontology annotation, molecular function: peroxiredoxin activity.